Messenger RNA from Oncorhynchus tshawytscha (Chinook salmon), 887 nucleotides. Its product is annotated as thioredoxin domain-containing protein 9. NCBI's taxonomy places the organism in Eukaryota, Metazoa, Chordata, Actinopteri, Salmoniformes, Salmonidae. The record is from RefSeq and is a predicted model, not a curated record. Gene Ontology annotation, biological process: microtubule cytoskeleton organization. Gene Ontology annotation, cellular component: cytoplasm.
UUACGUGAAUGCAGCAAGUCAAGGAAUAUAGAGUGAGUGUCAGAAGUUUCAUAAGGCUCUUCAUCAUGGCGAGUCAGUCGAUGGAGAUCAUGGCCAAGGCGCUGGAGCAGCAGGUGCUGCAGUCAGCCAGGAUGGUGGAGGAGCAGCUGGAUGCAGAGCUGGGGAAGCUGGAGCGCAUGGAUGACGAUGAGAUGGAAAAGCUGAAGGAGAGGAGGAUGGAGGCCCUCAAGAAAUCCCAGAAACAAAAGCAGGAGUGGCUGGGUAAAGGUCACGGGGAGUACAAGGAGAUUCCCAGUGAGAAAGACUUCUUCCCUGAGGUGAAGGAGAGCAAUCGAGUGGUCUGCCAUUUCUACAGAGACUCCACCUUCAGAUGCAAGAUCCUGGAUAAGCACCUUAGCGUCCUGGCCAAGAAGCACCUGGAGACCAAGUUCAUCAAGCUGAAUGUGGACAAGGCUCCAUUCCUGACAGAUAGGCUGCGGAUCAAGGUGAUUCCCACGCUGGCGCUGGUAAAGGAUGGGAAGACCAAGGACUACAUAGUGGGUUUCACAGACCUAGGAAACACAGACGAGUUCCCCACAGAGGUGCUGGAGUGGAGACUGGGCUGCUCUGACAUCAUCAACUACAGUGGUAACCUCAUGGAGCCCCCCACCCUGACACAGAAAUCUGGUUCGAAGUUCAUCAAAGUGGAGAAGAAGACCAUCAGGGGAGGACACAACUCAGACUCUGAAGACGACUAGAAGACCCUGUCAGCCAUCAACUUCCGUCUCUCUCGCUGGGCUACUAACCGGCAGAACCAUCUCUUCCUGUUUUGUUCCUUUCCCAUGUUUAUCAUUUUCCUAUUUAUCCCAGUCUUCCAUGGUUUGUUUUGUGUGUGUGUGUGGACUUAA